GCUUAGCAACAGGAGGCUAACCUUUGGAAGCCCGUUGCAGCACCGGCCAAGGUCCUGCCCUCUUCCCGCCCCUCCCCUCCCCUCAACUCCCUUCACCUGGGAGCUGCCAAACAUCUCCAUCAGCUGGGCACUAGGAAGGGUUGAAUUUCUACCAUUACCGCGCCUUUUUACAUUUUCCCCCCGACCUCACGUCCGUAAAACCCACUGAUUUUUUUACUACACGUUUUAUGAGAACAAGACAUUUUCUAGGAAGAUGGUGGCAGAAAAAGAGACCCUGAGCUUAAACAAAUGCCCAGACAAGAUGCCGAAGAGGAGGACCAAGCUGCAGGCGCAGCAGCCGCUCCUGGCGCACCAGCCUCACUCCCUGGUUUCUGAGGGCUUCACAGUCAAAGCCAUGAUGAAAAACUCAGUCGUGAAAGGCCCGCCCACGGCAGGUGCAUUUAAGGAGAGACCGACCAAGCCCACAGCCUUCCGGAAAUUUUACGAGCGCGGAGACUUCCCCAUCGCCCUUGAGCAUGACUCGAAAGGGAACAAGAUCGCGUGGAAGGUGGAGAUCGAGAAGCUGGACUACCACCACUACCUGCCCCUGUUUUUCGACGGGCUCUGCGAGAUGACCUUUCCCUACGAGUUCUUCGCGCGGCAGGGCAUCCACGACAUGCUGGAGCACGGCGGGAGCAAGAUCCUCCCCGUCAUCCCGCAGCUCAUCAUCCCCAUCAAAAAUGCCCUGAACCUCCGGAACCGGCAGGUCAUCUGUGUGACGCUCAAGGUCCUGCAGCACCUGGUGGUGUCAGCGGACAUGGUGGGCGAGGCCCUGGUGCCCUACUACCGUCAGAUCCUCCCCAUCAUGAACAUCUUUAAGAACAUGAACCGUGAGUGAC
Messenger RNA from Myotis brandtii (Brandt's bat), 878 nucleotides. It is a transcript of the gene PACRG, whose product is annotated as PARK2 co-regulated. Gene Ontology annotation, cellular component: vesicle; neuron projection; cytosol. NCBI's taxonomy places the organism in Eukaryota, Metazoa, Chordata, Mammalia, Chiroptera, Vespertilionidae. Gene Ontology annotation, molecular function: Hsp90 protein binding; Hsp70 protein binding. Bases 254 to 877 code for a protein of 207 amino acids. The transcript is spliced from 4 exons. The record is from RefSeq and is a predicted model, not a curated record.